Molecule: messenger RNA, 1014 nt
Organism: Microbotryum saponariae
Lineage: Eukaryota; Fungi; Basidiomycota; Microbotryomycetes; Microbotryales; Microbotryaceae
Source: the annotation of a GenBank genome assembly
AUGGACGUUGACAACACAUCCGGUACGUUUGCGCGACCUAUAUCGUGUUGUCGUGACUCCCACGACCAUUGUAACUGACUUGGUCCCCCGCCGCGCCCCCGCUUGCAGACGGCGUCGAACGCAAGGGUCGGGGAUUUGCGAGUCGACCGGCUGGUAUGUACGAAUGUGGCUUGGGGAGGUGUGGUUGAGGAGUCGGGGGAUGUAGGACCCACGUGCUCGUGAUGAUCGAGGCUCCCGUCGUGGUCGUCCUCAACUCGCCUCGAGGACGGUGCACCUCCCCUCACCACGACGACGACUCUGCAUCACACCACUGUGUUCCCAACGAACUGAUGUCUUGCCCCCCUCUCACUGCCAAUAGAUACGGACGUGGGUGUCGUGGCAGGGUAUGAGACCAUCCGCGCGGAUCGAAGUUCUGCCGACCGAGCCCAACGAUGUACGUCACACACACACUACACCCCAACGUCGAAGUACAUCACAAACUAAUUACCGUCGUGGUUCUAUUACCUUUGUAUGACGUCUUACUACCACUCGCGAACUCUCCCUCCCCUCCUGCUUCCCCUCGACGACACACCCCACCCCUCUAAAACCCCCUCCCUCCCUUUCGACCAACCAGCUAUCGAAGGAUGGAUCAUCAUCGUGCGCAACCUCCACGAAGAAGCGACCGAAGAGGACCUGCAAGACAAGUUCGGCGAAUACGGCGAGAUCAGGAACCUGCACCUCAACUUGGACCGAAGGACCGGAUUCGUAAAAGUACGUCUCUUUGCACCCUAGGACGGGGUGGGGAGAAGGGGGGGACCAGGAACUGAUUUUCGAUUGAUUGGUUCGUUUGGUGGGUAGGGUUACGCGCUGAUCGAAUACGCAGAGAAGAAGGAAGCGCUCGACGCGAUCAAGUCGGCUUCGGGGACCGAGUUGCUCGAGAUGGAGUUGAACGUCGAUUUCGCGUUCAGUCAACCCCCUGCUAGGUACAUCACCCGAAGAGAUUGGCUACUUACGAAUGUGGGGAUGAUGAACUGA